AUGGAUGGUGUCUCUCUUCCUCUGAUUGUGGUAAGACAGGUGUGGAAACACAAUCUUUUAAAGGAGUUUGAUCUCAUCAAAAUUGCAGGGAUGACUCAUAGAAUGGCGGCUUUCGACACUGAAUUCAGUUGGAACACAGAAUCAAUCGAGUUACUCAAAAGCCAGGGAAUCAAUUUCGACAAGAACUUGAAGGAGGGUAUUGACUCUGCUGACUUUGCAGCGUUGAUGUUGAAAUCUGGGUUGUUAGGCAAUCACUCUGCUUCGCUUGGGUUACCUUUCAUGUGCUUAUUGGGGAAAAGGCUUUUCGACUUGAAGCAUAUGAUGAAGUUCUGUGAUGGCCUUUUUGGGGGUUUAGAUACGGUAGCUAACAGAUUAGGAGUGGAACGCGAGGCUGGGAAGAGUCACCAGGCUGGUUUGGAUACCUUGUUGACUCUGCAAACUUUCAGGAAGUUCUUGGAUGUAUACUUCAAAGAAAAGAACAAUGGUGGACUCAGACAUAGUGGCCAUUUGUUGACAGGGAUGCAGUGUGUUCUUCACGGCUUGGAGUUGAAUAAUAAUCAUCAAUUGAAUAAUGCUGGCUUGAAGUUGAUUAAUCCAUUUAGUCAUGGGUUAAAUGUGAAUAUGUGUAGAGUGUUGGCUUGA
Messenger RNA from Quercus robur (English oak), 642 nucleotides. RefSeq names its product probable CCR4-associated factor 1 homolog 11. Gene Ontology annotation, cellular component: CCR4-NOT core complex; CCR4-NOT complex; P-body. Lineage: Eukaryota; Viridiplantae; Streptophyta; Magnoliopsida; Fagales; Fagaceae. Bases 1 to 642 code for a protein of 213 amino acids. The record is from RefSeq and is a predicted model, not a curated record. Gene Ontology annotation, molecular function: nucleic acid binding; poly(A)-specific ribonuclease activity. The transcript is spliced from 3 exons.